AUGACCUUAAUAAUUAAUGGAAAGUCAUUUUUAGGAUUAUUAGGUACUGGAGCCGAUAUUUCUAUUUUUCGCUCUGAUCAUUGGCCUUCAUCUUGGCCCAAACAUGUGACACAAACUCAUCUACAGGGAAUUGGACAUUCUCGGGAAACCGAGCAAAGUGCGGCCGUAUUACAAUGGACAGAUCCUGAAGGACAUAGAGGAUAUUUCCAACCAUAUAUCCUGGAAGGAUUGCCAGUCAAUCUAUGGGGUGGUGAUGUGAUGAAAGAUAUGGGAGUGUAUCUUUAUAGCCCCAAUCCCCAAGUGACUCAACAAAUGUUAAAUCAAGGGUUUGUACCAGGUCACGGUUUGGGGAAACAGAGCCAAGGGUUAAAGUAUCCCGUUGUUUCCACAGGCCAACCAAAUCAAGCUGGUUUUGGGUAUUUUUAA
This is a messenger RNA of Heterocephalus glaber (naked mole-rat), 426 nucleotides long. NCBI's taxonomy places the organism in Eukaryota, Metazoa, Chordata, Mammalia, Rodentia, Bathyergidae. The record is from RefSeq and is a predicted model, not a curated record.